Didymodactylos carnosus is the source of this 1971-nucleotide messenger RNA. Lineage: Eukaryota; Metazoa; Rotifera; Eurotatoria; Philodinida; Philodinidae. The record is from the annotation of a GenBank genome assembly.
AUGUUUUUAGAAAUUAGUGAAGAAUCAUCAUCUUCUGAAACUUUAAAAGAGGAUUAUUGUGUUAACACAAUUGGUGCUGAUCUUCGUAUUCGAUCUUCAUUUAUUUCAAAUUGUGAAAAACUAAUUACAGAGUCCACGUCACCAGAUCUUUGCAAUGAACAUUUUUUAUUAAAAACUCAAUCAUUAUCUAAAGAAAUUAAAGUGUUAUCAUCAGCUAUUUAUGAUCUCUGUUCCUCGAAGUUGAAUUUCAUAUCUACCAAUCGUGGUGAAAUAGAUGAUAAAAAUGAUGAAAAUCUUAUUUCGCGUGAUUCAGCAAAUAACAAAAAAUUCACUGAUGAUGAAUUACGUUAUUUAACAACUCAAGGACCUUUUCAGCCGAAAAUCCAAUAUAACUAUUUAGAAUAUAGUAAAAUAAAAGAUGCAGCAUUUUGUUUUUGCUGCCGCCUGUUUGGCCAAGGUCCCGGAGAUGCAAGAGCGGAAGAAGCAUGGACAACAAAGGGGGUUGAUUCUUGGUCUAAGAUGAAAGGACGUGGAACUCAGAAGGCGAGGAAACUCGUGACACAUUUCAAAUCUGCAGCACAUAAAGCUGCAGAAAAGAGAUUACAAAUUUUUAGUAACAAAAAAUCAAAUGUUGAUUUAAUGUUAAAUGCUGAUCGACGAGAAGCAGAUCAAAAACGUGAACAGUUAUUGAAAAUAAAUGAAAAAAUUAUAAUAUCAUUAUUGGAAGUAGCCAGAUUUCUGGGAAGACAGUCGUUAGCUUUUCAAGGACAGGAACAUGACGAAGGUAAUUUUGUAGAAGCAGUAAAUUUGUUGCGUCGUCGCGAUCCCGUGAUGAAUAAAUGGUUUAAUGACCCUAGUUUAAGACCUUAUCACGUUAGUUAUUUAACAAAUCGAGCUCAAAAUGAAUUUAUUGAAAUACUCGGCAAAUCUGUUCAUCAAUCGAUUUUGAAUGAUACUUACAAUUCCACAUUUAUCUCCGUCACCAUCGAUUCAACUCUAGACAAAAGUCACAAAGAAAUAUACACAAUAAUAACUCGUUUUGAACAAAAUUUUGAACCAAAAGAACGUGUCAUUGCAGUUGCAGAAUUGCCAUCAAAAGUUGGUCAAGAUAUAUGUGAUUUUGUACUUAAUCAGUUGUCUUUAUGUGGAAUUUCAACAGACAAAAUAAUUGCUCAAUCUUAUGACAAUGCAAGCAAUAUGUCAGGUAAAAAUACAGGUGUACAAGAAUGCUUAAAUCAAGCAUUAAAUCGUAAAAUACCAUAUAUACCGUGUUCUACACAUACAAGAAAUUUAGUUGUUCAACAUGGAAGCAGUAUCAGCAUUGAAUUCGUUAAUUUCUUCAAAAUUCUUCAAGAACUAUUUAAUUUUUUUAAUAUGAGUAUUAAACGUCAUGCAUUGUUGAGCCUAUUAUUGAAAGAUUUAUCGAAAACUAGAUGGUCAGACAGAUACAAUUCUAUUAAAGCAGUAUAUUCUUCGUACACAGAAAUUAUUGAAUCACUUGAUGAUGUUACUGAAAAUGAAAUGAUAAUAAAAGUGAAUAUUGAACUUAAAGACUAUUUGAAAGUUUUGAAUGAAAAACUAAAUGAAGAUGAUGAUAAACAAAUAAAGUCGAUUGAGCCGGGAAUAGAUGACGAAGAUCUAUUGUUCGCUGAAGUAAAUGCUGCUCAAUCCAAAAUAUCUGAAUAUGAAAAUGUUACACAAGCGUGUAAAUUAAUCAAAAAUCUAAAUCAUUAUCCAAGACUUCAACGAGUGUACAAAUAUUUGAUCACAAUACCAGUCUCAAUCGCCAGCAACGAAAGAAGUUUUUCAAAAUUAAAGAUUAUUAAGAAUUAUUUAAGAUCAACAAAGACAAAUGAACGUUUAUUUUACUUAAUGCUAUGUGCAAUAGAAAAAGAUAAGUUAGAUGAAUUAAAUUUACAUCAGUCGGCUAAAGAAUGGGCAAAAAUGAAAGAUCGUCGUAUAGAUUUAUGA